GGCGUAGCGGCUGCCCCCACCGGGCCCAGCGCUUCCUGCUUCGCCCUCAGCCCCGCUCAGAGCGGCCAUGGCGCGGCCCGAGGCUGGUUAUGAGGCGGCGGUGCCGCCCCGCCCCGCCUGCACCUACAGCAGCUGCUACUGCGAAGAAAAUGUUUGGAAGCUUUGUGACUACAUCAGGAGUCAGGAUCGGUACCCUUUAGAAGAAUUUUAUGCUGUUUUCAUAUCCAAUGAUAAGAGGAUGAUUCCACUCUGGAAGCAGAAAUCUGGACAUGGAGAUGAGCCUGUUGUCUGGGACUACCAUGUUAUUCUACUUCAUCUUUCCAGUGGGGAGCAGAACUUCAUUUAUGAUCUUGACACAGUGUUGCCGUUUCCAUGUCCUUUUGAUGUGUACAGUGUGGAGGCCUUUAGGUUGGAUGACAGCCUUCAUCCAGAGUUUCACAGAAAAAUCAGAAUGAUUCGAGCAGAUUUGUACUUGAAGACAUUUGCUUCAGACAGAUCUCAUAUGAAGGAUGCAAAUGGGAAAUGGCAAAAACCUCCUCCUCCGUACCCAUGCAUUGAAACUGCAGAUUCCAAGAUGAACUUGGAUGAUUUCAUCAGUAUGAAUCCGGAAGUGGGAUGGGGCUCAGUGUUGUCCCUUUCAGACUUUGUGCAUCGAUUCGGCAGUCAGACUGAUUACAGCUAUUCCUUGGAAGGACAGUAAAGUGAACAAAGUUCUGGUUUGUUUUGCUGCUUUUACAUUGUAUUUAUGGUUUACAUUUCUGUACAUGGAAUAGGUAUUUGGAAAUAUAGAACAUCCAGACAGAAAUACGAACUGAAUAAAAACCUUUAUUUUAAUUA
Molecule: messenger RNA, 837 nt
Organism: Taeniopygia guttata (zebra finch)
Lineage: Eukaryota; Metazoa; Chordata; Aves; Passeriformes; Estrildidae
Gene: NTAQ1
Product: N-terminal glutamine amidase 1
Cellular component (GO): nucleus; cytosol
Molecular function (GO): protein-N-terminal asparagine amidohydrolase activity; protein-N-terminal glutamine amidohydrolase activity
Source: RefSeq, a predicted model, not a curated record